Molecule: messenger RNA, 928 nt
Organism: Hibiscus syriacus
Lineage: Eukaryota; Viridiplantae; Streptophyta; Magnoliopsida; Malvales; Malvaceae
Product: plasmodesmata-located protein 6-like
Exons: 1
Coding region: 89-847 (252 amino acids)
Cellular component (GO): plasmodesma
Source: RefSeq, a predicted model, not a curated record
AAGCCAUCGCUCACUUUGCUCUCCAUCUUCUCUUUCAGACCCCUUUUUUUUCUCUCUCGCUGAUCUCCUUUCUAUCUUCUUUUUCCCCAUGGCUUUAGCUACCAAAAAAGCUUCAUCAUUUCCUCUUCUUCUUUUCACUGCAAUAUCAAUAUUCUUCAUGAACCCAUUAAAUUCUGCCAUUGAUACCUUUGUUUUCGGUGGGUCUUCGCGGCUCAAGUUCAUUUCAGGCUCGCCCUACGAGUUCAACGUUAACUCCAUACUCAAUUCCCUAGUCAACUCGGCCAUGUUCACCUUUUACAACAAUUUCACCAUCCCCGCCUCUCAGGACACCGUCUACGGCCUCUUCCAGUGCAGUGGCGACCUCAACAACGGAGACUCUGGCCGCUGUGUGGCUAAAGCGGUGAGACAACUCGGCACUCUUUGCCUUGACUCCACGGGUGGCGUGAUGGAACUCGAGAGGUGUUUCGUUAAAUAUGAUAAUACGACGUUUGUGGGCGUGGAAGACAAGACUGUGGUGGUCAGAAGAUGUGGGCCGUUGAUUUCGAGUUCGUCGGACGAGUUGGCCCGGCGUGAUGCGGUGCUGGGUUUCUUGGGAGCGAGUGACAUGACUUACAAGCCGUUUCGGAUCGGCGGGUCAGGGGAUUUACGGGGUGUGGCACAGUGUAUAGGGGAUUCAAGUCCGGGCGAGUGUCAGGAUUGCUUAUCAGAGGCAAUCCGACGGCUAAAAACCAGGGUUUUAAAUUAUGGGUACGGUUACGUUUUCGAUCAUUUCGUGUUUAUCGCGAUUACGUUUAUAACGGGAGCUUUUGCGGCCCGUCACGGGUAUUAUUACGAGUGUAGCGGGUAAAUCAGAAAGCGACACUAUCGUUAUUUCGCGGACGCUAUCACACUAACAAACAACUAUUUAAAACCCUGCUAAAAACAGAUU